AUGCUUCAGUUCGCGGUUUCUUUGGAAGGGAACGACAGUGCUGCUGACUUCCGCAUUGUGGAGUACGAGAAUGGGAAAUUGAACAUAAAGAAGAUGUAUAUCCAGCCAAACCAUGCUACGGGAGGUCAAACCACUGUACUAUGCUACUUACGGCCGAGAGGCCAAUGGUCCUAUGAUCCUGUCGAUAGCAAGCGAGAGACAUUUUUCGAUCACUCUGACUACUUGCUGAUCAGUCAUGGACAUGGCUUUAUUGCUGUACAUGACAAAGUAUCGUCCAAGAUAGCGGGCAAGGAAGUUUUACGGGCUAGCUGGUAUCUAUCGUGCGGAACUUCACCUGGGAAUGCCGACGUACAGUCGCGUAUAAUCUCGAUGGAGUAUCAAGACGGAAUUUUGUACUGCUUGAUGGACAACAGCACGGUGUGCCUUUUCAUUUUGAACCUGCCUCCAGGUUAUGUGAAAACGGACGAUAUCAUUUCCAGCCAAGGUGCAGAAAAGUGGGAACACUGGCAACACUUUGCUCGACCAAACCCCGAAGAUCUUACCGAAGAAAAUCGCCAGUUCUUCAAAGAAGUGUCCUACAUCGGAAGAGAUGCAUCGACCCAUAUAUUCAGCUUUCUAGCUCCAGCACACUGGUGUUAUCGCCAACUACUUCAUGAUCGCUACGGGGGUGAAGAGGGCGUCGCUUGCUUCCAGCCUUCCUUCACAGUGGAUCUUGCAGAGGGGGUCGGGAAACUUCGUAUAAAUCCCAUAGACCCUUUGAGCUUCAUAGUUGCUGAGUCUGGUACCCAACUUACGAUCCAAAGAAUUAUCAUUAGCCGCAGCUUCCUUCUCUAUCUAAGUAUUCUGAAGGCAAUAAUAGAGGAUCGAGCAUCGACCAGAGAAGCCGAUCUCUGGUGUUUGUGCAGCAUGGAAGAGAACGAAGAGUUAAAAAUCGUUAGUGAACCUGACCACCUGCAUUACAUACUUGACGAGCUAUAUUACGACUCGGGGGGCCCAAUGAGCAAUGGCGAGGCGCAAAGGUGGGAUCUUCGACAGAGGGGCGGGGUUCCUAAACUUCUAAGUGUACAAUGUUGGCGCCAAAAACGACAACUCCAGUCGGAAGUUCAAGCAAACAUGUUGCUUUCGUCGGCAGAUCAAAUUCUCUACUGUCCAGAUCGUCCUGUUCUCAAGAGAAGGCGGGCUAUCAAAGUUAAGCAAAGGCAGCGGCGCGUUGGUAAACUCCAGCACAAUCUCGCAAAAUCUACGGCGGAGCGCUUUAUCAAAAACAUAAAAUUUCCUAAACAUUCGAGUUGCCGGGGUAGACAUCAGGCUUUGGCCAUCGACAAGACCGUGGUAGAUUUUCGAGUUGCACACUCGAAAACUAAGCGGCUCAACAUGAUAAGCGAUGUAAGCCGGCCAUUGCCUUUUCUGUCAGAUUUCUACCCUAAUUUAAGCAUUAUGUCAAUCGACAGGCGUCUUACCCUUGAGGGUUUUCGUCCAAGCUUUAGUCAGAGGCCAUUCCUUCAGUAUGAUGCAACCGCCAACAAGGCCUUUCGAUACGUGCACAACUCGCUCACAAAAGGCUCUGAAUACCUAUCUUGCAGUAACCCAUUGGAACGACUGUAUGUGCUCAAUGAAAAUUUGAGUCUUCUUUUGAAUCCAAAUGGUUUGCUGCUUUUUAUCUUGCCUCCAACACAAACCGGUUACAGUGAUAAGGUUUGGCUACUUUCCAAGAAGGUCCUACCAUUUUCACUUGGAAUAAUUCACAAUGCUGUUUUGAUUUUGAAGUAUAUUAAAUCUUGCACAGGUUGUAAAAAAUGCCGAGGUGACACUUCUGUUGAACUUGAAAUCGUUGCCAGUUCGACGGACCAGAUCUUCCUUCUUGGUGUGCGUUUCAAACUGCAUAGUAAUAUCGGUUCUGUCACAUUACUGGAUUGCUUGAGUUUGACUUUACAAGAAAGAGCAUUGGGCAGUAUAACCUUCAUGGGCUCCUCCGAUGCAACUCAAAUGUUGCCCAUUUGA
This is a messenger RNA of Lachancea dasiensis, 2001 nucleotides long. Lineage: Eukaryota; Fungi; Ascomycota; Saccharomycetes; Saccharomycetales; Saccharomycetaceae. The record is from the annotation of a GenBank genome assembly.